This is a messenger RNA of Blastocystis hominis, 417 nucleotides long. RefSeq lists its product as hypothetical. Gene Ontology annotation, biological process: protein-RNA complex assembly; translation. Gene Ontology annotation, cellular component: ribosome; cytosolic large ribosomal subunit. Gene Ontology annotation, molecular function: structural constituent of ribosome. The record is from RefSeq and is a predicted model, not a curated record. NCBI's taxonomy places the organism in Eukaryota, Bigyra, Opalinata, Blastocystidae. Bases 1 to 378 code for a protein of 125 amino acids. The transcript has 5 exons.
AUGUCGAGUCAUUCUAAAGAUUGUAAAUACACUCUUGAGAAAAAUGAGUUAGUGGUGGGGAUGCAAACUUUCAAUAAUAUUAUGCAGGUUUAUUCGAUUUCCAGGGGUUCGAAUUGCUUCUUCUCCAGAAAGAUUGCUAUUUCUAAUCUGUAUUUGCAAAUGCCCAAGGAAAUUAAGGACGUUCGUGAAUUCAUCACUGCGGCAAGAAGAAAGGAUGCUUCUAUGAUCAAGAUUAAGAAGAAUAAAUCCGGCGAGACCAAGUUCAAGGUGCGAUGCAGCAAGUACUUGUACACUCUCGUCGUUAAGGAUGCGAAUAAGGCUGAGAAACUGGCCAAGACUCUUCCUCCUGGUAUUAUGCUUAAGAAGAUCGAUAACUAAUUUGGAAAUGCUUGCCGCUUGGAAAUACGAUCUUAGAAA